This is a messenger RNA of Tribolium madens (black flour beetle), 3112 nucleotides long. Its product is annotated as SIN3-HDAC complex-associated factor. The record is from RefSeq and is a predicted model, not a curated record. NCBI's taxonomy places the organism in Eukaryota, Metazoa, Arthropoda, Insecta, Coleoptera, Tenebrionidae. Gene Ontology annotation, biological process: negative regulation of cell migration. Bases 154 to 996 code for a protein of 280 amino acids. The transcript has 5 exons.
UUCAUUUGCUCGGUAGAUAAACUUUAGCUCGGUAUGACAACAACAAUACCACAAAAACAAUCUUUUACAUACUGUAGAUAUGCAAAGUCGUGCAACGUCGUCCAUACAAAAUCAGAUUUUUAUUAGUCUAGGCGCUACACCCCCUGCCCCAUCAUGUUUUCCUUCCAUAGACCUAAGGUAUACAGAUCGUCAACGGGAUGCUGUAUUUGUAAGGCAAAAUCAAGCAGUUCCAGAUUUACGGAUAGUAAAAAAUACGAAGAAGACUUUAUGAAAUGCUUCAAAUUGGCUGAACCUCGUCAAGGCGAGAUUUGUAACGCUUGUGUCCUUUUGGUCAAACGAUGGAAAAAACUCCCCGCCGGCUCCGAUCGCAAUUGGAAACACGUGGUGGACGCCCGCGCCGGUCCCGGAAUGAAAUCCAUGUCGAAAUUCAAAAGUAAGAGUAAGAAAAUGGACGAAAAUUGCGAUAAAAUCAAGAAAAAGAAGCAUUUCGAUCGCGAGUACAGUCCGUUGUCUGAUAACGAGGAUGUGGAAAUGACUGAAGUGGACUUUUUGUGUGAAGAUGGCCCCAGUGGUGGGUCGAGUCGCACGACGAGUCCAAGGGAUAGUGAUAGCGAGGAAAACGUGGUGAAAAGCAGGAGACAUAAAGGUCAGGCGAAGAGAAGGGACGGAAGUCUUCCGGAAAUGAGCGAUUUUAUUUGUCCAGAGUAUUGGAAAAGGGAAACGAUUUGUUGCGGGACAAUCUUCAAAGGAAUGUGCGGAGAAGUGAUCGUCGAUAAUCGAUUUUUGAAAGCUUGUUCGGCACGUAUGCGGUGUAAGUUGGCAACGCACGAGGUUAAAACCGAACCGGAAGUUGGAGUCACGAAAAUGUUCAGUGAUAGCAGUUCGGAUUCAGGUUAUGACGAGUCUUCGAAUCAAGGCACAAUAAGUGGAGAUAGUGCCUUCAAAAAAGAACAAGUUAGUAUAGAGGAGUUAAACAGUCAGAUCAAAAACAAUUAAUGUAUGCUCUCUUUAGAUUGUUUUAAUUUAUUGAUACAUAUUGAUCGUUGUGUUUGUAAAGAUUUAUGCCUUUCUUGCAGAUUUUUGCUAGUUUUUUUUACCAGUUGAUAUUGCAUUAUUGUUUUAGUACUUAAUUUUAUUCGAUAUGUUGCACAAAAAUAUUAUACAAAUGUUAGUUCUGCUUGUUUGUAUAUAUUUCUGAAGAAAAGCAUAAAUCCGUUUUUUUUUUUUCUCAUGGUGACACAGUACAAAUGAUGAAAAAAUUGGUAAUUUCCAAUAUUUUUCUCCUGCUCAACCAACCAAGUCACAGGGUGAAAUAUUUGAAGUUGUAAUUUAUAAUAAUGUAGAUUUGUCUGUGACGGGAAAUUUUUGACGUUGGAUAUUCCAAAUCAAUCUGUUGAUUGGGUCCAAAAGUUUAUUAUUACGAACGACACCAUUUUUAUUAUCAACAAAUUUCAAUCAAAAGUCAAUUGUUUAUAGACACAAAGAUAAAAUUUACUUCAUCACUGAGAUUUAUUUAUUGUUUGGCAGUGUAAAAGAUUCUAUUUUCCCAUUCCGUUGUUGUGAUGUGUUAAAUUAUUUAAAUUAUAUAAUUUCAUUACUCUGCCUUGAAUAAAUACGACCGACUGACUAGAAGUAACGCGUAAUUUUAUCUGUGUGUUUGUGCAAUUCUCUUUAAAUCUGUUGUUUGAAGCAAUAUAUUGUUUAAAAAUCGGAUCAUAUCGUAAUUGUGGUGUCUUGAACUUACUGCCAAAUACUAAAGUUAUGACACACAAGUGUUCCUCUUCUAGAAAAACACAAACUAUGCUAAGUAUUUUAGAAUAAACUUUAUAAUAAUAAUAAUAUAAAAAGAGCGCUCGUUUUUCGUAUUAUUUUUUGAAGGCAGCAAUAUCAUCAGGUUGUUUCUACAAGAUAAUUUCACUUUAAGAAACUUGUUUUUAAAUUGAAAUUAUCUUAUUUCGAUGGAGACUCGUUUCAUCAUACAUUAAUUUAGUGCAUUAAUAAAAAAGAGUUUAUGCAACAUUAUUUAUUAUUUUGAAUAUUAUUUUUACUAGAUUAUAUUUUGUAAAUUAGAGGGUAUAUUAUACUUUUAAGAAAUGCCUAUAGACUGCAAGCCUAGUCGUUUUUGUAUGAUGUAAUUGCAAUUAUUACAUGAAUCUCCUAUUGAGUUUAUCGAUUCCAUGAUUGGCAUUAAUUUUUCAUUGCAGAAGGGAGAAGAUUCGCAACAUUUAACUUAUUAUAACUGCCAUGAAUAAUAAAAUGUUCUAUAUUUUUUUACAUCACUGGAAUGACGAUGAGAAAGAAUGUACUUGCUGUAAAAAAGUGUAGAUUUUUAACGUGGAUCUCAGUUAUUUGUGAAAUGCAUACAUUCUUCUUUAAUUCACAAAUUAUAUUGAUUAAAAAAGUAUUAUGAUAUAUGUAUAUUCGUAAUUAUUAAGAUUAUGUACGAUAAAAUAGAUAUAUAUUUAUUUCAAAUUUGUAUAAUCUGUACAUUUGGCUAGCUUUGUUUUAUGUUUGUUAAGUUUUUCUCGCAUGAAAUACUCUUCCAAUUAUUAAAUAAUAAAAAAUCUGACCUGAAUGCUUCAGGCCUUUUAAAUAUUUAACGUAAUUUCGAACGAAAAUCAUGGAUGAGGGUAAAAGUAGACUAUUUUUGAUAAACAUCAAACGUUUAGGAAAAUUUUGGAAUAAAAAAUUAACAGCUAGCCAAUUGAUAUGAGUUUUCUAGGAGUUUCACCAUGUAUAUUCUAAAUUUUAUCAUUUUCUAAAAAAAAAUAUAAAAUCAAAUAAAUUGUUGUUAGUAAAGCCAAAUUGUUACUAAUGCAAUAAUAUUAACAGCAAUUGUUAUAGAUAUCACGGAUGUUAAGGUUGAAGCUAUAAUAAAAUAUUUUAUAAAUGAGUGUAAGAAACUAAGUUUCGAGGCUUUUAAAGUCGAGUUUUAGCUAAGGACCUAAAUGGUAUUACUAGAAAUGAUUCAUUACUAGAUUUGUAGAACAUUUGUUUUGUCCGUGGUUUUUUGUGAAUUUUAUUGUAAUUGAGUGUUUCCAAUUCCAUGCAAUAUGUGAGAAAAUUCGUUCUGUAUUGUGUAUUUAUCAAUAAACUUUAAAUAUAUUUCUAA